Messenger RNA from Cladophialophora bantiana CBS 173.52, 5061 nucleotides. RefSeq lists its product as uncharacterized. Lineage: Eukaryota; Fungi; Ascomycota; Eurotiomycetes; Chaetothyriales; Herpotrichiellaceae. The transcript is spliced from 2 exons. The record is from RefSeq and is a predicted model, not a curated record. Gene Ontology annotation, biological process: protein polyubiquitination. Gene Ontology annotation, cellular component: nucleus. Bases 1 to 5061 code for a protein of 1686 amino acids. Gene Ontology annotation, molecular function: ubiquitin conjugating enzyme activity.
AUGGCACCAUACAGGGUCGCUUUGAUCCCCCCAAAGGGCGAUAGGCUUGACCUUGUCGUACCGUUUGAUGGCAGUCGUGCAUUCUCGGAUCUAACGGCUACUGUCAUACAACGUGCCUCCAAGUACCGCUCCUUGCCUUCCUACGUUCGACAAGAUCAUUUGAAACUCUGCCUAGGCUCGGAUGAUGGCUACCUGAUCGAGGCAGACGACAUUGUCCAGGAUGUGAUCACCACAUCAGACGUGCUUUUCGUCAUCUUUCUCGAUGGCCCGCUAGCAGGCGCUCAGCUUGAUGAUGAUCAACUUUCCGUUGUCGGUGCACUUCAGAUCCAAAUCAUCACCCCAGCUCUAGCACAACGAAAUCCCGAAUUCCGCCAUAUCCCCCUCCUGAAAGACGGCCGCUAUUACCCACCUUCCUCAACUUUGAGAGAGAUCAAAGAUGAUGUUGCUCAAUAUCUCCGCCUGCCGACUGUCCCGCCUGAACAACCGAUGGAUGCUGAAUGCAAUUGCAAGUUAGCUGAGCUUCUAGUGAAGAGAGGUGAAUGGGAAAAGAUUCCUUGCGAGGUUCAAAACUGCACAGGCUGUUGCUUUACUUCAUCGCGCAUCUCCGGAAUGAUACCAUGCGCUCGAUGCCACAAACCUGUUAGCUCUCAUAACGAUACAAAGGAGGCAGGCUUGUGCCACUCAUACAUUCUCCGCCGGUCAGACCUCUCCUGUGGCCAUGUUAUCCACUCUCAGUGUCUCAACAGCGGAGUGGAGUAUGAAUGUCCCUCGUCCUGUUACACGGCAAAACACUGUUACACAACAUCUUCUGCUCAUGUCUGGGUUGUCUCUGGGAAUGGCCACAUUGAGAAGCUGGAACUGGCAUCGAACAAUCACCCAGCGCUGAUGGCGAGGCUUGCUGAUCGAUUCGGAGAAAAUUUCACCCAUGCAAAAGCCGUGUUUUUCAAGGGAGGUCUCGAAGACGGUGACGCUUAUAACCGACUGCCCGUCGUGGCUGUUUGUGCCACCGCGAGGCAUCAACCAAAUGGCGUCAGCUCACAGUCCUGCCGAGGUGCCUUCCGUACCAGACUCGAUCUUCACACCAUCGAAGGCCCUAUCAACACCCACAAUCUUGACCUGACACUUGAAAAUGCUGGAUUGGCUGAAAUCGCCAUCAACGGUAUCCUUACGCUCUACGCCGUCGAGUGGACAUACGACGCGAACGAGAAGAAAGGAAAUGGGAAAGAUGCUAUAUUCACAGCUGCUUGCCACUGGAGGUUGCCAUCGGUCCAAUCCGACCGUGGUAUGGCUGCUGUUCUAGCAUCACUUCGAGUAUUUUCACAUCUCGUCGGAUCUGAAGAUUUUGAUGACCGCCGUCAAAAUGAAGUUCUCAGCACGCUCCACAUACUCACCCGCUUCCCGCCGGCGGUGAGGGCCGCCCACAUUUUGAUGGAUGGGAAGAGCCUCAAGUCAAACGAAAGUGCCGCUCUUGUGCAGAGCAUUGCUGGAGUGGCAGAGGAACUGAUACCUCAGAACCUCAUAUCGAACGAUCCGAGGCGGAGCUUGGAAGGUGCCAGACUGGUCCUUGGACUGAUUCUCCAUAACGUUCGACGGCAGCAAGCUCCGGAACAUGCAGGUCCGGGCACAGCAGAGGCAUCAAGGUCUAGACUACCCUACAUUUCGGGGUAUCAUACCGUUGACUUGAGGGAUGUCAAAACGCUAGAGGUAGUCACCGAGCCGGUUUUGACGAAUGUGGGCUUAGUUAACAAGGGUGUCUUCGAGGCAUUCUCCAUUUCCGGGCCCCUGAAAGAAUAUCCUUCAAGCUACCUCACGGACCGCAGCCAGGAAGAUUCUGUUCGGAUCCGUGUAGCCCUGCUCUACGGUGGCGCGGCUCUAGAGGCACCAUACUACGAUGCAGAUGCGUUGGGAGCGGCAAUUGGUGAGUGCGCAGCUGUUCAAUCGCGCUCUCUUGACGUAAAGAGUCUAUCUUGCGACAUUGCAUACCUUGCUUCUUUGUGCGAGGAGACCAAGCUCGUCGUCGUCGCACCGCGUCAGUUGUCAGACGCGAAGGCUCCGUGCCUGACCCUCGACCGGAAUGGCAACUUGGCGGUUUAUACGGGAAGGGCUGCCUGCGCUGCGCCAGGCCACGAUCACGCAGUGUUUCACCCGUUGACCGGAGCUGAGGAGAAUGUUGAUGUAACAAUCAUUGCUCAGGUGCUGGAGCCAAUCCUGCUGGCUCGCAAGACGGAUGGGACACAUGUCUUCGAUCUUUUCAGCGCAAGCUUCCGCCACAAGGACUCCCUUCCAACUGAACUAGUUGUCUUCUGCGUGGACUGCAGUCAAAGCAUGAACGAGUCAUCGGGUUUUCCGGAGCUAGAGGAGGGCGACGACGACGGCCCACUCUGUUCCAGUGUUGAUCACGACGUUGUCUUGGAUGAUGAAGACGAUACAGAAGUUCCGUUAGAGGAGAUCAAGUCCUGGUUACGCGGCCACGAAUCUUAUGAGGACAUCCUUCAUAUUGUUCACCACUAUCCGUUCAAUCGCCAUGACGUCGUGAGGGAUAUUCUCGAGUUUCUGAGAACCUUGAUAAGUCGAGAGCUUGUUCACUUGGCGACCAAGCGACGUAGAAAGUCCCGAUGGGCUACGUUCGCAUUUUCUCGUACCUCGUCUACCGAGCGGCAAAUGAAUUCUCUACGGAGAACCCUUACCGGAUUGAAUCUCCAUGAAAGAGCUUUGUCCGACUUUCUGCUUUUCACUGCCGAGGAUCCAUCGUUUGAAUCAAAAGAAUUCACGUGGUCUUAUGGUGAUGAUUUGCCCGGUGGCUCCCCAUCCUCCUCAGCCCAGGAGGUGGUAGAACUAGGCGACUUUUGCGCCGUCCCUCAGGAGUACCUCUGUCCAAUUAGCCAAGUCAUCUUCGAAGACCCAGUGGAUACAUCGGAUGGUUUUAUGUUCGACAGAAAGGCAAUCGAGAGGUGGUAUCGAGUCCGCAAAAGCUCGCCAUUGACGGGGCUUCCCAUCGAAGACACGACUUUGAGGCAUAAUGAAGUCAUGGCGAAUCAAAUCAAGGCCUGGGUAAAGGCAGAAGAUGUCAUCAAUUCUUUGCCCUCGACGCCUAAGCGUACCCGACUCUCCGCACGCCAGUCAGGAACUAUCAUUGACUUCGUUGGACCCUCAGUCCGCUUCAGCAGACAGAUUCCGGGAUCGGCACGGCUGUUGGACCUACACAAGAUCGCCUUCCGAGGAAUGCGAGGCCUUUACGCCAGAUUCUCGCUAUACAUGGGAGGUGUCCACCUGCCUUGCUCUGAAGAGAAUAUGGUUCAAAAGGGUAUGGUAGGCAGCCAGACUAUCACCAUCAGUCCAAACUACACCCCACACGGUGAAACUGCCGGAGUCUCAACGAGUCAAGAGCAAAUGUGUCUCAUUCGAGUAUACGGCGCCCAUGACUUUUCAGAGGAGUCAUUCAAUUACUGGGUACCGCUGAACUCUGAAAUUACCUUCGCUUCGAUUAUUUUCCGCAACUGGAGAUUUGACAUUCAAGACUGUGCUGUUGAUUGUGAUUAUGAUAAGUCUCCAUGGACAGGCCUUAGAGAUGGCGGCGAUGCCGUUGCCAUUGGCACCAUACACGAUUCUUGGGCUUCCUUGUCCGAACAUUUGUGGGACCUUCCUCGCACAAAGAUCCAAGAACAUGAAGAGAUCUAUGGACGCAUACGCGACGCGGCUAAGGAGUCAGACUCAGACUCGGACCCAGAAUCGAACUCAGAAUCAGACUCAGACACGAUCCCGGGAGAGCUCUACCAGUAUGACCGUCAUCGAGUUCUGAAAGUCAGACUAUACAAAUACGAGAGUCCGGAGGAACUCGAGCAACGUGAACUGCAGAAGCAGAAGGUCUUAUCAAGAAUGGCGGUGACUAAACAGGUCUUCUCGCAAUUCAUCAACCGAUUAAUUGCGUACAAUUUCCCCACGAAUGUCGGCCUGGUCACCUUCGGGACAGCGGUGAGCAUCUCGCAGCGAGUGACGAGCGUCAUCGAGAAUUUUCGACAGGCAGUGGAUAGUAUGAAGGAAGAAGGUGACACUGCUCUAUGGGAUUCUGUUGCACUGGCGGCAGAUCAUCUGAUCGAAUCCGGUCGACGCUACCCUGAGGUCAAGAAAAGAAUCAUAUGCCUAUCUGAUGGCCAAUAUACGAGCUCAGUUAAGAAGGUUGAGGAUGUCUGCCGGACAUUGAUACAGCAUGACAUUGUUGUGGACUCGGUCUGCAUCGGAGAGGAGAAUAAUUCUGCCUUGCGAACGGUCUCUUAUCUUACAGGUGGAUACAAAUUUGUACCCAACUCUGUCGAAGAGGCUUCUGCAUUGUGCGAGCUGGAGCCGGUGCUGUCGAUCCAUGAACGACCACGAAUAUAUCGGCCUAUGUCGGCCUCAUUUUUUAGCUUUCCUCGCACCACUCAUUCUGCAAGGGCCGACCCCGUUACCAGGGAUGAUUUUCCAGAUCGCAAGACACAUGAGAAUCUCAGUGACACAUUUAUCCAAAUCGGUCGCUUCGAAAGAACAGGGGGGUCAAGAUUUUCUGAGCAGGCGCAAUCUUCGAGCUCGUCGAUUCGGUCCCGGAGACUCUUGGAGGAAAUUCGCGACAUUGCCAAUCACUCUCAUCCUUCGUACGACGUGUACAUCUCUGAGAUCAAUAUGGGGUUCUGGAAGAUUGCUCUGCAAGGCCCGAGUGGUUCGGCGUACGCUAGUGGAGCAUUUGUCCUAUAUCUGGACAUGGGGGAGGACUAUCCACGAAAAGCACCAAGUGGACGCUUUAUCACUCCCAUCUUUCACCCCAACGUCAACAGACACGGAAGAAUUUGUCACUCUAUUUUCGACCGGAACUGGACCGUUGACACCACCAACAAGCAAAUCUUGGAUACCAUCUUCGGCCUCCUCCUCGUGCCUGAGUUCACGGAUCCCAUCAACACCGUCGUGACGUUGAAUUUCUACUGGGACGAGGUCGCAUUCAAAGAUGAGGUGCAGAAGCACAUCCAGAGGCAUGCUAGGAAGUCAAGAGCCGAGUUGGGCCGAGCUAUUCUCGAAGGAAGCAGAACGUGA